This is a messenger RNA of Cladophialophora immunda, 2842 nucleotides long. RefSeq lists its product as uncharacterized. The transcript has a single exon. Gene Ontology annotation, cellular component: membrane. Gene Ontology annotation, molecular function: ATP hydrolysis activity; ATP binding; ABC-type oligopeptide transporter activity. Gene Ontology annotation, biological process: transmembrane transport. Bases 186 to 2612 code for a protein of 808 amino acids. The record is from RefSeq and is a predicted model, not a curated record. NCBI's taxonomy places the organism in Eukaryota, Fungi, Ascomycota, Eurotiomycetes, Chaetothyriales, Herpotrichiellaceae.
AUUGAUCCAUCCGUGUCGCAGAGGCAGGCACCUUUUUCUCACCUUCUUCAAUGCUCUCAGUGCGCCAUUAGACCCCCGAGCUUCACUGCUACCCGUUUCCCUAUACAGUUGUCGCCGAGAUGAGGAGAAGGAGAGACGCGCCCAUUCCUCUAUUCCGCUGAAAUAUCCCUCGAUUGAUCCCAGGCAUGAUUGCUAUGCGCACCUCGGUGCUGCUCGCUUUCAGGCCUUUUCAACAUGGCUCCCGAUUAAAUCAACUUGAUCAGAAUAUCCUUCUUUCAUUAUACAACUCCUCUCCUCGACAUUCGCGGAUACUAUCUCGCACUUUUCAUCUGUCGGUGCGGCCGAAGCCCUCCAGGAAUCAGAGCGCAUUUCAAUCGUUGAACUUGCUCAGCUCUACUGCGCCCAGGGCAAAUGGUCUUCGUGUACCCUUCCGACCUAGCAUAGCUGCGCAGGCAGUAUACUUUUCGAGCGGUCGCACCCUAUACGAAACGCCCACUCCGGUCAUAAAGGAGCAGCAGCGAACCAAGUCCACCGACGAAACGGAUGACGAGGAUACGUUUCACAGGACUGAAAAAGCACACCAAGCAUCGCAUGUGAACCUCAGCGCGAGGUUAUCAAAAGAGGGUGCCGCGGGUAAGGGCGCGGGCUUUGGCGAGAUAUGGCGGUUGAUUAAGAUUGCACGUCCGGAAGCAAAAGUCCUUGCGCUGGCUUUUCUCCUUCUCCUGAUCUCGUCAUCCAUCACUAUGUCAAUACCAUUUUCAAUUGGCAAGAUCCUGGAUAUAGCUACUAAAGGGGGAGCAAAGACGGAGGGCCCCGAGCCGGAGCUGAAGACCGAUAUGCUCUUUGGUCUCAGCUUGACAACGUUCUACACUGCUCUCGUUUGUAUUCUUGCAACGGGUGCGGCAGCAAAUUAUGGACGUAUCAUCAUCCUGCGAAUCGUGGGCGAGAGGAUCGUGGCGAGGCUCCGAUCCAGGUUGUUCCGGCAAACCUACAUCCAAAACGCCGAAUUUUUUGACGCCAAUCGUGUAGGCGACUUGAUUUCCAGACUCAGCUCUGACACCAUCAUUGUUGGCAAAUCAAUUACGCAAAAUCUUUCGGAUGGGCUUCGCGCUUUCGUCAGCGGAGCCGCUGGUUUUGGCUUGAUGGCAUGGGUGUCUCUAAAGUUGACGGGCAUUCUGGCCCUGCUGUUUCCUCCGGUUGCACUGGGGGCAUUCUUUUAUGGGCGAGCCAUCAGGAAUCUGAGUCGAAAGAUCCAAAAGAAUGUUGGCACGUUAACGAAGAUCGCAGAAGAAAGACUCGGCAAUGUUCGUACUUCACAGGCGUUUGCAGGUGAAAUUCUUGAGGUCCAUCGGUACAAUACACAGGUGCGCAAAAUCUUCGAGCUGGGAAAGAGAGAGUCGAUCAUUAGUGCCACUUUCUUCUCGUCCACCGGGUUCAUGGGCAACAUGACGAUACUGUCACUCCUUUAUGUCGGCGGUAGUAUGGUUUCGAGUGGGACAAUUAGUAUCGGGGAGCUGACGUCCUUCCUCAUGUACACCGCAUAUGCAGGUUCUUCCCUCUUUGGGCUUUCGUCGUUCUACUCAGAGUUGAUGAAAGGCGUCGGAGCAGCGUCACGAUUAUUUGAGCUGCAGGACAGGGAGCCUACGAUAUCUCCCACGAAAGGCGACAAGGUGGUAUCAGCAAGAGGUCCCAUCCGGUUCGAGAAUCUCUCCUUCAGCUACCCUACUCGACCGGCGGUGAGGAUCUUCAGGAACUUGGAUUUUGAAAUUCCCCAGGGCGCCAACGUCGCUAUCGUUGGCCCAUCUGGUGGUGGAAAAAGCACGAUUGCGUCUCUGAUCUUGCGGUUCUACACACCUACAGAGGGCCGCAUCUUGAUCGACGGCAAGGACAUUGCAAAGAUGAAUGUCAAAUCUCUUCGACGCAGGAUCGGUAUCGUGUCACAGGAACCGGUCUUGUUUUCUGGUACCAUAGCAGAGAACAUCGCCUACGGCCGACCUCAUGCGACCCGGGCGGAGAUCAUGCGCGCAGCGAGAAGAGCAAACUGUCAAUUCAUUAGCGAUUUUCCAGAAGGCCUGGACACCCCUGUCGGUGCCCGUGGCACCCAGCUCUCUGGUGGCCAAAAGCAGCGCAUUGCGAUUGCCCGCGCCCUGGUCAAGGAGCCCGACAUCUUGAUCUUGGAUGAGGCCACUAGUGCGCUUGAUGCCGAAUCGGAGACCUUGGUCAACGAAGCGCUCGCAUCGCUGCUUCGAGGCAGCAACACGACGAUCUCGAUUGCCCACCGUCUUUCCACCAUCAAGCGAUCCGACACCAUUAUAUGUCUGGGUAGCGACGGACGUGUUGCGGAGAUGGGGAGCUACAAGGAACUCAGCAGUCGGCCCGAUGGCGCCUUUACGAAGUUGAUGGAAUGGCAGAUGAGCGGGGGCGAGAGGGCACAGGAUGAUGUGGACAAAUUGGCCAUCGAUCCAGAACAUAAAGGGCCGCCAACGGAGAAAGACGAGAUUGAAGUGGAAUUGGAAGAACAAAGCGAGGGCGAAGGCGAGGGCGAGGAAGACCUCGAGGCCAGCAAGGCACACGAGACGGUCAAUAAAGCAGUGGAAGAGAAGAAGACGUGAUUGCGACGAUCCCAAUCGACAUGGCAAUCGUGGCACCUAAGAUUGAAUGAGAGGGCCAGGACGCUGUGGCCACAAUCGAGGGCGGUCUGCUUCUUGCUCCUCGCAUCACUACUGCGGAGGUCAUUCCAGGCUCACGAAGCUCAGGACGAGCGCACAUAUAUACAAAUUGGGGACGGUAUAUAUGUCUGUAUAGGAACCCACUCGAAAUGUUUAUCAGAAUCUCCUCCUGA